Molecule: messenger RNA, 1970 nt
Organism: Lytechinus variegatus (green sea urchin)
Lineage: Eukaryota; Metazoa; Echinodermata; Echinoidea; Temnopleuroida; Toxopneustidae
Exons: 10
Coding region: 308-1861 (517 amino acids)
Biological process (GO): signal transduction
Source: RefSeq, a predicted model, not a curated record
UCGUGCUGUUGUUCUUUAGAACGAAGCAAUAUCAUUAGUACACACACUGAUGCAGCGCGUUCGGAAAGGAAUUUUCUUGAGUUCUGUCUUCUAAAUUGCUAAUUCAUUUAGAACAUUGGUGAUUGGCUGCUUUUUCUGCAUGACCUUUGACCUUGCUGAUUGGUCCAUCAUGACCCAGCUUGAAUGUGGGAUUAAGGGAUUCCUCUGUACAGGCCUCACACUUCCUUCCAUGCAUGUUUGAUACCGCAAGUUCAUUCAUACCUUACCAAUCCUGCAUGUAAGCCACAACUCUGGUUUUCAAUUGACUAUGGGCGUUAGUAGCAGCGUUAACAAGAAAGGAAGAAGCCGGCCAAAUACCCCCAAAAGUACCACCCCGAGACAAGGCAGUGAGGAUAAGGUAGACUGCAACAGAAGUGUCAAUGGUGGUGAGAACCAGGUAGGGAGUGGCCCUAGACAGGCAAAUGUGGUAGAGGAUAUUGCACCUAAGGAUACUAGAGAAAAUCAGGGUAGAGACAAUCAAGUGACUAUGAGUGAAUCUGCGUCUCCACAGGUUGAAGGUGGUUCGUCAACGCAGGAGAAGAGUAGCGAAAGGUUGACCCAUCGAUCGUCAAGUAUGGAGCCGAAGGAUCUUAUGAUUAGUUACAGUCAUCAGGACAAGGAGAAAAUGAGAAUGAUGAGAGAUGCUCUGGAGAAGGCUGGUAUCUCUGUAUGGGUGGACGAGACCGGUCUGAAGGCUGGUGUGGAGUUCCUCAAUAAGAUUGGCCAAGCUAUCAUUGAUGCAAAGCUCUUUCUCUCACUCCUAAGUACCAAGUCUGCUACAUCUAAGUACUGCAAGGAUGAAUUGGCCUUGGCCUAUGUUUCCAGUAAACCCAUAUUCCCUUGCAUGAUUCAGAAUCAUAAAGAAGUCACAGAAGUCAUGGACUUUGGCAUGCGACUGCAGCUGGCUCCUAUCAGGUGGUUUGAUUUCUCCGAUGAAGAUGAUUUUCAGGGUGCCUUUGACAAGCUAGCCAUCAGCAUCAAGCAGAAGCUUACAGAGAUAACCGAUGAACUCAACCAAACUGAAGGUGGUACAAAGAAGAAGCCAAGACAGCUAACGAGAAAAGAAACGCGGACUCGACUGAACGUCCAUCAGGUCUUGCCCCCUACAGAAGCCAAAAUAGAAGACUUUUGGGAUGUCCAUUUCAAAGACAAAGAAUCAAUAGCUGUUGAAGAGUUUGUAAAGGCCUUCAAGAAAGACUGUACAGAAGAACUGUCCAAGAUUGGGGUGACCUUGGAAUGGAUAAUACCUGUACUCAAGGAGGAAUUGGACGAAGAGAGAGAAGAUGUCAUUACGAAAGAGAGCUAUGAAUAUUUCUGUACUAUAGAUGAGGAGAGAAUUGACUUUUGGGAGCGAGUAAAAGAACAAGCGUUAGAACGCUACACUAUGCUUGAAGUUUUCAGUAUGGACUCAACGGUCCGGAUUGAUGCCAUUCAGAAUCUUGCGAAAUUCCACACUAGGUCUGUGAUGGAGGCCAUGAUGGAUCUAUGCGCCGACAAAGACGACAACGUCCGGGCCGUGGCGACGCUCUCCCUGGCCCGCGUCACCGAUAACAAGAACCUCCGCGUGAUCCGUCGUCUUCUACGUCUGCUGAAAGACCGGGAUCGUCUUGUGAGGCAGAGCUGCUGUCUAGCUCUGGGUCAUAUGAGAGCUAAACAAGCCGUCCCAAGCCUGGUCAAUCUAUGGAGGAAUGAUGCUAUAUCAAAUGUCCGUGAGGCGGCUCACAUCGCUCUGGAGAAGAUCGGAGGUGACGAGGCCCAGGAAGCCAUACACAUCACCAAGGUGCUCAGCGAGGAGAUCAAAGCCCUGGCUCAACAGAAAUAAGAUAGGAGAUUUCAUUUGCCUAUAUAGCCUGCUGUUACAACUGUUGCCCAUUCUCCUGAAGAGGACAAGAACACCCUUGCCAAAACAAAGAAGUUUAGGUGGUCCUCUU